CAUUCUAUUAUUCUUAAAACAAGACUAAAUUUACAAAAACUAGAAUUAUCAAUAAAAAAGAGUUCAACAAGAGUCAUAUUUUGAUUAAAUCAUUGUGCUGAAAAGAGGUUAGCGCCUAACUUAUAAAUAGUUGGCAAAUGAUACAGCUGUUUUGUCAUUUAUAGUUGUGAAAAUUAUUGUUACUCAAAUUUCAGAUGUCAGAAGACAAAAUGGAGUGUUUAGGCAGUGAAAAUGAUAGCAAAAUUUCUAAUAUGUCUGGAGAAGCAGCGGAAAACCGUGCCAAAGAAGAAAGUGAUAAUUUAAAUGUUCCGUCUGAAUGUAAAAUCGCGAAAACCGAAUUAGAUAGUCCAAAACCUCCAGAUAAUGAAACCAAUAGUGUUGACAAUGAACUCAUUCAAAUUAAAGUGAUUUAUAAUAAAAAGAAAUACGACGUUUCUACUUCACCAAAUGAUACAAUAGCCCAACUAAAAACACAACUAAAAGAUUUAAUUGGAGUUCCUGAAGCAAUGCAAAAACUAAUGUACAAAGGCUUACUGCAAGACUCCAAUACAGUAUCAAACAGUGGCAUCACAAAAGGGGCUAAAGUUAUGCUUGUAGGCUCUACCUUAAGUGAUGUUUUAGCUAUGUCUUCUGUCAGCAAACAAGAUGUGGUGGAGAUGGAAAAAGCUGCCAGUGCAAAGGAGCCUUUGUGCAGACAAAAAAUUCAUAGGAAAGUUUUGGAUAAAGGAGUUCCUGAAGAUGCUAUGCCAGGAAUAAAAAAUAUUAAAGAAGGUUUGCCUCCUGUGCCUCUUUCAGGUAUGCUGAACAAACAUGGGGGUAAAGUUAGGCUGACUUUCAAAUUAGAAAAUGAUCAGUUGUGGCUGAGCACUAAAGAAAGAACUGAAAAACUGCCAAUGGGAUCUAUAAAAAGUUUAGUUUCUGAACCUAUAGAAGAUCAUGAAGAGUAUCACAUAAUGGGAAUACAAUUGGGUCCAACAGAAGCGUCACGAUAUUGGAUUUAUUGGGUGCCCGCUCAAUACAUAGAUGCGAUCAAGGAUGCGGUAUUGGGCAAAUGGCAGUACUUCUGACUUAAAAAGUUUCUAGCUCAGCUAACAGUAUUAAGAUCAGAAUGUAUUUAAAUGCAUUUUAACCAAGAUUAUAUUAAUCUAAAGAUGUACUGCGAAUUAUGGAAAACGAAACUGUUUAAUUUUAAAAACCAUAAAAUUGCAGUUGUUUUUUAUUUUUAUACUGUUUUUACUUUGUGAUACCAUGGUCUUAGAUAUUGUUAGCCACUGUUAAAAAUAAGUGAUUUACUCAAUAUUUGUGAUUUUGUUGAUUUGGUAAAGUUAACAUAAAAGUUUAAAUUUAAUUUAAAGUUUAUAAAUGGUUUUAAUUAGUUAGUUUCUGUUGACUAUAUCACUUCAACAACAAAAAAAUUGUUAUAACUAAAUUUUGUGUUUGCCUGAUGGUUGUCUUGUAGUUAAAUUAAUAGAAACUCUUAUGCAUUA
Aethina tumida (small hive beetle) is the source of this 1487-nucleotide messenger RNA. Its product is annotated as ubiquitin domain-containing protein UBFD1. Gene Ontology annotation, molecular function: RNA binding; cadherin binding. The transcript is spliced from 6 exons. The record is from RefSeq and is a predicted model, not a curated record. NCBI's taxonomy places the organism in Eukaryota, Metazoa, Arthropoda, Insecta, Coleoptera, Nitidulidae. Bases 195 to 1067 code for a protein of 290 amino acids.